Molecule: messenger RNA, 8398 nt
Organism: Cinara cedri
Lineage: Eukaryota; Metazoa; Arthropoda; Insecta; Hemiptera; Aphididae
Source: the annotation of a GenBank genome assembly
UAAUUAUCCUUUUUCGUUCCCUACUCCUUAGACCUUAAUAGUGUAUCACCAUUUACCGUAAUUCUCCAUCUACUAUUCCACUAUCCAGUAUUAAAGUAUAAUGUUAUUCAUGUCUAUUAUUUUAUGUGUUUGGUAAUCUAUGUGUAAAACUAAAGUUGAUUUAUUCUUUUGAGUAAAUUAGUUACCGAAGUAUUUUUACGUUACGUGGUUAAAAUUCAAAUAUGUAAGUAUUUUUUAACACAUUAGAUAAUCACAUGGUACCUGUCAAAAUAUAAUAGUCAUUAGUUACUUAAUUUUAAUGUUAUUUUCAAAUUGUUUCUAUUUAGUUAAUUUGUUUACAAUAUAUUAUAUUAUAAUGUUUAUACAUUUACAUUACAUGUGAUUAUAUUAUGUAUGUUUUUCAGCGGCUCGGGUGAAUGUCUUUUAAAUACCUAUACCUAAAUUAUAACUAAACUAAAAAUUUUUAAUAAUGUUAACUGUAUUCGUCUGUUUUUGAGUUUUGUUUCCUUUAUUUUGAGGCAUUAAAAACUAUUUUGUUUUUAAAUUUUCUUAGUGCAAGGUACAUUCACUAUUACUGCAUUAAGGCAUAAAGUAAUAAAGCAUUGAAAUCAUAAUAUACUUAUAUUAGCAUUGUAAACAAUAAUUUUGUUCUCUUGAAUAAUGUUAGAAAUUUGAAUAACUAGAUGGUUUAUAGUUUUUUAAUAUUUAGUUAUUAUUACGUUUGUUUGAAUUUAGAAGACGGAAAUAUGUCGAAGCACCGUGAAUGGGAUCCUACUUGUAAAGUUUAUAUUGGAAAUUUAAAGAGCAAUGCUAGUAAAUAUGAAAUAGAAGAUUUGUUUACCAAGUAUGGACCGUUAAAAAAUAUUUGGAUUGCAAGAAAUCCUCCUGGUUUUGCAUUUAUAGAGUAUGAAGACCCACGUGAUGCAGAAGAUGCUGUUCGAGGUUUAGAUGGAACGUAAGAUAUUAAAAUUUCUGAAAAUUAAUAAAGAGAUUUUAAGAAUAUGACAUUUAACUAGUUUAGUUAAUAUUAUUGAUUACAAGAAAUCCUGGCAUAAUUCUAGUUUUAUUUCCAUGCGAUUUUUGAGGGGUUUUUGUAUUUCAAAAUUUGUGUUUUUGCGUGUACAUUAGGAAUAUAUAAAAAAGAAUCUGACAAACUUUGAAAGUUGUGGGGGAAAACUUCAUGAAGUUCAGGUUUUCCGUUUUGCAUGUUUCUUAAUUAGAAUUUAACAUUUUCCAAAUUUUGUUAUUCUGAUUGUAUUUUUUAAUGCUUGGUUCAUUGGUAUUAUAAAAACUUAUCUAUCAUACUUUUAUAGUUUUUAUACAUAAACCUUAAAAAACAGCGUUUUUGGAAUUGAUCCAAACAUUUUUACAAUUAUUAUUAUUUGUAGUUAUUAAUAUUUUGAUAACAAAGUUUUUUUUUUUAUUGAAGUCUGAAAAAGUCUGUCUAACUUGGUUUUAGAGUUACAAAUGUUUAAACGCGCUUUUUACAGUGCUUACUCGGAUCAUUUUAAUCGGAAAUAUAAAAAAAAACUAAAUCAUUGAUUGUUGUUAAAAUCUUAAAUCAUAAUUCAUAACAUUAUCGUCUAUUAAUCAAUUAUUCAUAUCAUUUAAACCCUUGGUCAAAUAAAAUAUGAUCUUAUUUUUUUUUUUAUUAUUAUUAAUAUUAAUUUAUGAUAAAUAUUAUCAGUUAUCCCUGUCAGAUAUUACUAUGUUGAUAACUUUUACUGUAUGAAAUAUACUAAUAAAAUCAAUUUUUCUACUUAUUUAUUAUUAAUAUUAAUUUAUGAUGAAUAUUAUCAGUUAUCCCUGUCAGAUAUUACUAUUGUCAGAUAUUACUAUGUUGAUAACUCUUUUUAACUGAAAUAUACUUAUAAAAUCAAUUUUUCUACUUAUCUAUUAUUAUAUUAAUUUAUGAUGAAUAUUAUCAGUUAUCCCUGUCAGAUAUUACUAUGUUGAUAACUUUUACUGUCUGAAAUAAACUAAUUAAAGCAAUUUGUCUACUUACCUAUUAUUAAUAUUAAUUUAUGAUGAAUAUUAUCAGUUAUCCCUGUCAGAUGUUUCCAUGUUGAUAACUCUUUUUAACUGAAAUAUAUUAAUAAAUCAAUUUUUCUACUUAUCUAUUAUUAUAUUAAUUUAUGAUGAACAUUAUCAGUUAUCCCUGUCAGAUAUUACUAUGUUGAUAACUUUUGUUGACUGAAAUAAACUAAUAGGUAAAUGUAACUUUUUAAUUAUAUUUUUAUUAAUGUUAAUUUGUAAUGAACAUUAUCAGUUAUCUCUGUCAAAUUUUACUAUGCUAAUAACUUUUGUUGGCCGAAAUAAAUGAAAUAAUUUAAUGUUUUAAUUCUUUUAUUAUUACUAGUGUAGAUUUUUAUAUGUCAUAAAAAACUCAAAAUAUAUAAUUAUUUAUGUAAAUAUUUUUGCCAAAAUAUGUUAUAUAAAAAUUGUAUAUAUAAUUAAUUUCAAAUCUUGAUCAUAAAAUAAUUAUUUGUUGAUUAAGUUUAUUAUAGAAAUUAUUAUAUAUUUUAUUUAUUUAUUUGUAUUGCUGCUUUCUCGGAAACAACUUACACUUGGAGAUUUUUAAAUAAUGUAUGGUGGUCAAGUGGAACAUUCAAUGUCAACCGAGGAAAAUGGGGAAUAUUUCAUACUUGAUAUAUGGAGAUUGUGUAAAUUUGAUAUCCAUUGAUAUUUUCAUUUUCAUUCAGAAUUAUAUUUCUAGUAGCUUUUAAUAUUAUACUGGUUAUUGUCAAUAUUUCUGUUAAAUGUGUGUACAAAUCAUAUAUAUAUUGGUAAAAUGUUUAAAAAUGUGUAUUUACAUCAAAAUAUGUUGUAUUGUGUAAUCUAAUAAAGUCUUGUUUUAUCCAGGGUUUUAUGAAACAUGCUUAAUUUUAAUCAGAUUUAUGAAUUUGCAUUCAAUAAAAUUAUAUCUUUACAUACAAAUCCGCGUCUUAAUUAUUACUAUUAAUAAUGUAUAAUAUCAGUUAUCCCUGGCAGAUAUUAUUAUAUUUAUAACUUUUGCUGUCUGAAAUUUUAAAUAUUUAGUUAAAUUUUAUAUAAUGCAAUUUUAAGUAUGACAAUUAUUAAUGAUAAAUCUUUAUUUUAACGCUUAUUUUUGAGCACCAUAUGUUAAGCCUUUAUUAAGCGCAGUACUAAGUUUUUUUUCUUUACACAGUUGUCUUUGGUUUCUUUAUAUUUAUCUUUUCUAUUUUUUGAUGGGAUAUAGUAUUCUUAUUUGGCAUCUUUUUCUUGCCAAGGACCAACCUCUGGCUAUAUUAUUACAAUCUAUUUGCUGUCCCAUAGUUAUUAUAUCUGUUAAUAUUUACUUGUAACUUUUCUGUGAACACAGGUGUAUAUUUUUGGUAAAUUAAACUAAUUAAAUAUCAAUUAUUCUUGCGAGAUAUUACUAUGUUGAUAAUUAUUAUUCUAAUGGUUUUACUGUUAUGUUUUUCUCUUUUGAUGUUUUCUUGCACUGCUUAAAUUAUGUACAGUUUUCUUUCAAAUUUAAUCAUGAUCAUUAGGGUUUAGAAAUUAUAGGAGUUAAAAUAAAUGAAAUAUAUAUGCAGUGAAACCUCCCUUAAUGGACACUUCUAAAUAGCGGAUGUUUUUUUGGAAAUGUGGUCAUUUUCACUAUUUAUAUAUAGAAAAACCACUAAAUACAGGACAUUCUAAAUAACUGACACUUUUUUAACAUUAAUAUUGAUAAUUUUUAUCACAAAUUAAGAAUAAUUGUGGAAUAAAUAAAAGUUUACACCGUUAAGUUAUCUUUUAUAACUAUUUAUGUAUAUUAUUAUUCUGUACCUACAUGUAUAUCUUAUAUUAUCCAAACAGUUGUUAAAAUAUUAUUGAGUCAAUGAAAUGCAACUUUAAGAUGUAUUCACUUAAUGUAAAAUGGAAUAAAAUUUAUUUAAUUAAUUAAUUAAAUACAAAUAUAAUUUCUCUCUUUAAUUCUACCUCUGAAUAGCUGACAAAAUUUAAGCAAACGAGAGUAUCUGAUAUUUAGAGGUUUCACUGUAGAUAUAAAUGUAUGUAAAAUAUGGCAAAAAAAUGCUUGCUAUUUUCGAUUUAAUUAAACUGAAAAACCAAAUUAAUAUAUUUAUGAUAUGAUAAUAUUUUGGACAUGCACACAAUACAAAUUAAAAUAUACUUAUGCACAAAAAAAAUAAAUAUUUACAUUAAUUAAUAUUACAUUUUUUAAUUCAUUAUUAUUUAAAAUACAUAGGUUAAAAAAAAAGAUACAGAUAUACUUCACACAGUGGGUGAACCAUUGUUUUAGGUGAAAAGUUGGAAAGGCAGAGGCGAAAUGUAAUAUAUAUCUGUAUGCAACAAUUAACCAUUUGAAAUAACUAAAAAUGAUUCUGAGAGGAGUUAUGUUAAAAGUGUUGUUUUGUAAUAUUUUCAAAUUUCAUCAAAAUUUGAAAUUGAAAUUCUUAUAAAACAAAAAAAAAAUAUACUACAUUAAACUUUAUUUAAAAAUCACAAAGUGCAAAGACUUGCAAUGAACCUUCUGUUCAAUUUUCUAUCAUUUUUGUUUGGUCCAAUAAUUUUAUUCACAGAUUGUCUUUCAAACUGUUUAAUAUUAACAGUUUUUUACUUGCAAUAUUUUCUGAAAAUGAAUGAUUUUCUAAGAAAAAUAGUAAAACCUUAACUUAUUUAAUUUAUAUUUUAAUAUAAAUAGUUCAAUCAAAAUGUUCCUGGAAUGUACAAAUCGUACGCCAAUUGAGUGUCAAAUAUUAGCAGAGUUUGUAUUACAGGCUUUUAUAACUUUUCUUGAGCAAAUUUGAUUUUGUAGAUUCUUUUUAACUUUCUUAGUUUUGAUCAAACUAUUAUUUUUGUAAAAUAUGUUUUUUGUAUUUAUGUAACAUAUUAUUUAAAGCUUAAAAUCAUUAAAACAGUUUUUGGAUAUUUAAAUAAAUAUUUUAGUAGUUUAGUUUUUAAAACUAUUUUACACGUAAACUUUGUUACAAAAUAUGCAUACAGUGAAAAAUCUUUAUAAUAAAUCCUAAGGGGUACUAAGAGAUUUCUUUGUUAUAGAUAGUUUUCACAACAGAGAAGGAGACGAAUUCUAAUAGUAUUUAUUUUGUAUGGGUUAUAAAGUCAACCAACCAUUAUUAAGUAAUUUUUACAUUACAUAUAGUUUUUCGUUAAAAAGAGUUUUCACUGCAUAUAUUAUUACAAGUCAUACAAAUGUUUAAUAUUCUUGAGGAAGGUGUUUGGUGAUUUUCAUAUGUAGUAAAAUAAUUUGACCAAUAUUAUUUCAAAAUAUAAAAAUUCUAAGUAAAAGUACGUAAAAUGGUAUUAUUUAUUUAAAUUAAAUAAACACUGUAAUUUAAGAUAAUUGUCUCACAUGAUUGUUCUUCUUUUAUUGGCACAGUGCAUUAAAUGAUCUUUUAUUCAACCUAUUUCUGUUCAGAGUUUGUUUAUUGUGCAUUAAACUAGUCAUGCUUCUUUGUGACCUGAUGACAGUGAUUCAUUUAGAACCCAACUCGAUGUACCUACUAAUCUGAUUUUGUCAUCUAGUGUUUCAUCCACUUCAAAAUUAGUUUAUGAAAUUACCCUUUGUAUUAUUCAUACAAAAUUUUUCUUAACUUUAAACAUAAGUGAUGAUAAGUUUCGCCAAACAUAAGAUGUCACAAGUCUGGUGUUGUUUUUCCUGUCUAAGUGGUUGGAGCAAUCCCUGAAAGUAUGUAUAAUUAUUGAACAGGUGUAUUAUUCAGACACCCUGUAAUAUCAGUUGAUGGGAUUUGUUAAGUAUAACAUUAAUUAUUUUGAUGUGUGACAAACUGUACUUGUGUAGUCUUCCACUGAGAAGUCAUUAUCACUAUAGUUCUUAGGAUGUGAGGAUUUCAGCUCUAUAUAGAGUUGUUGAGUUUCCGCAUUAUUUUAUUUUUCGUUAUGUUUUAUUUAGUAUUCUCAGUGGCAUCUGAGUGAGCGGUCAAACAUUACUCCUAGAUAUUUAGGGUGUUGUGCAUUUUGUUAUUUUCAUCCCGUCCAAGUCAACACAGGAAGUAAAAACUGGCAGUAUUAAUAAGAAUAGCUACUAAAUAAAUAGGAAAUCUAUUAUAUUAGUUAAAACAUGAUUGCUGAAUAGGCUUUCUUGACUUGUUUAUUUUUUUAAUACAUUUAAUAAUGCAUGUGUUUUAAUUAUUUGAGAUAUAUAUAUGUAUAUAUUUGUUAUAUGAACACUAGCUUAGUUCAUAUGCUAAUUUAAUGUUUUUGUCAUCUUUUAUUUAAAAAUAAAAAAUAAUAUUUUUAAUGCAUUUUUAGAUAUUUUCUGUUUUAAUCUUCAUAUGAGGUAUAUAUAAAAAUAUUAGUUUUAAAUGUAUCAAAAUAUUUAUUUUUCAUUUAAUUUUGUUUAAACUGGACAUUUUUGAAAAUAAUACUUAUGUUUAUAAUAUUUAUUUUCAGUUUUCCUAAUUAGACUUCAAAUAUAUCAUGGUGAUGGCUGUUUUUUUUUUGAAAAUUAUUUAUUUAUUUUAAUUAAUGUUAAAGUAUAACUUAUUCAUGUCUUUAAAUAAUUAUACAUUGGUUUAUAAUUUAUAAACGUAAAAAAUAACUAUGUAAUUAUAUAUUACUUUACAAAAUUCAAAUUAUUUUUAGGAGAUGUUGUGGAUCCAGAAUUAUUGUUCAAAUGUCUACUGGAAAACGUCGCCCCAAAGAUAGAUCACCUGAUUAUAGGCAAGUUAUUUUAAUUAAUUUAAAAUGCUUUUAUGAUAUUUUUACUUUAUAUUGUAUAUGUUAAUGGUGUUAUAAGCGAUCUACCUUAAUAUCCACGAUCUAUACAUGUAGCUCACUGGUGUUAUAAUCUACCAAUUGGUUAGUGGCAUAAGCAAAAUAUUGUUAAGAUAAUAAUAAAUCCUUUAUAAUUAUGCUAUUAUGUAAAUAUUAUAAAUUAAAAAAGUAUGUUACUUAAACUAUUAUUUAAAUAUAUACUAUAUCAAAAGGAAAUAAAUAAUUUACCUAAACAAUAUACAAUGUUGGAAACAAUAACUCCUAUGUACUAAUGUACUAUGUACUGGCGGUAGAAUUAAGAAUAUUGUUUUGCAGUGUUAUCACAGGGCCUAAUUUGAUAAUUAAUAAUGGGGAUUGCUUGUCAAUCAUUAUCUUGUUAUUAGUUUUUACAUUGUAGUGUGGAAUCCUUUUUAUAGAACUGUGUGUUGUAAAUCACUAAAAAAUUACAGUGGAUCAUUUACAACACCAUUACCAUGUAUGCAAAUGUCAUGUUUUAUAGUUUUUAUAUUAUAGAUAAUAUAAAUGUUAUUUAAUAUCUGUGAAGGGUUAAAUGUUAUUUCUUUAAAUAUAAUAUGUUAAUAAUUUUUAAAUUAAUUAGUUUCAAACCUUUUAACAGGUUAUUUAUUAUAGAUUCAACUCUAUUGAAUUCUCCAUCAUCACCACCACUACUACAUCUACCAUCACCUUUCAACACAGUACUACCAACUUGAGCAAGCAACAAACAACAGGGGGUGUAAACUUCUUAAAUCUCAAUUAGGCUUUUUUUAUUUAUAUGUUUUUUACUGUCAAAUCUCACAAUUUCAGUACAAAAACAACAAAUUAGUAUUUGUAAUUUACCUUUCUAGCUACUGCAACGUGCUUCGAACAUCCCACCACAUCGUUUUUGCAUCGCUCAUCGUUCAUCGUAAUUUGGGUUGAAUUUUAUGUAUGCAUAUAAAAAAUAUUACAUUGUAGGAUAUUUUAUUAUUUGAAGUUUAUGAUAAAAAUUUUAUCUCUGAAACUAGAUCAUAUGAAAUCCUUAAUAAUAAUUAAUAUAUAAAACAAUUACAUUUGUAGUAGAACCUCUAUAAUACAGUAAUUGAGAUGGUACAUAAUACAUAUAUACAAUGGUAUUAGUUUGCGAUUUACUGUAAAUUAGAGGUUUUACUUUUUAUAAUUUGAUGCUCUUUUUAUAUAUUUAAUUUAUUUUAGAGGCAGAGUUUCACCUCCAGGUCGUUCUUAUCGGUCAUAUUCUCGUUCACUUUCAAGAAGCCGUUCACCUGUUUACAGAGAUAGACGAUCUCGUUCAAGGUCAUACUCCAGAAGAAGAUACUAAAUUUGACACUGUAAAACAUCUAUUCAGUUUAAAAAAAAAGUAUAAAUUGAAUAAUAUAUUUAAAUUAGUUUUAGCAAGGAAAAAAUAUUAUAAAUUGAGAAAUUCACUUAUCAAUCAUCAAGUACUUAAAUAGUGAUGUGUUAAAUAAUUAAAGAGAUUGGUUUACUUGUUUUAUUAUGUACGUAAUUUGUUUAUUUUAUAUUUUAAAGAUUUGGGUUAAUAUAUUUGUAUUUAAUUUUUUUUUUAUUAAUAUGAAUAUCCUAAAAGACAAUAAUGUAACACUACUUUAUUAUUUAUUAUUUUUCUUAUUUUAAAAUGGGGCCUAUUUUUAUGAUUAAUGGUUAUUAUAAUUAAUUA